This is a messenger RNA of Brassica rapa (field mustard), 3928 nucleotides long. Its product is annotated as vacuolar-sorting receptor 6. Lineage: Eukaryota; Viridiplantae; Streptophyta; Magnoliopsida; Brassicales; Brassicaceae. The record is from RefSeq and is a predicted model, not a curated record. Gene Ontology annotation, molecular function: calcium ion binding.
UGCGAUUUUUCCAAGACUAUGUGGGGAUAUACUCUUAUUAUGUGUUGAUGCCAUUGACGUGUUUGUGUACUGGGAUAUUCUUGGUGAACAACACAAAGGAACAUACACAAUAAACAGGUCGGACAUAAGCAGGCCGGGUCCCCGUUUUAACUUCCCUUGAAGACGAUAAAACAUGUUUUGUUUGCUCAAGUAAGGACUUAUGAUUCGGGCAAACAUCAGUACCUCCUGCUGUUUUUAGCCUUGGUCCAGUUCCCUCUUUUGGUAUGGUUUGGUAACAUUAGUGUUGAUUGGCCUUUUUGAAUAUGUGUUCUUUUUUUGUUUACAAUAUACGGUUUUUGUUGUGAAUUCUUAUUGGUACUUGUAGCAAAACCUGAACAUUUAUUGGCAAUGCAGGUUGAUCUAUUCAUAUGAAUGUGGUGAAGAAAGAAAGUGUCAUUUUGAACAUUAUUGUUUAAGUUUAUUUCUACUUCUUUUUACUAAUUUCUCUUCUAUAUUAUUAUGUGCUUGUGGCAACUAAUAUUUGUUGUUGAAAAAGAAACAAUUUUCUUGUUUACUGCAUAUGAAAGAAACUGGCAUGAGAUUCACGCAAAUGGGACAAUUUUAAAUCAUGGAUUGACAUUUUCUCUCCUACCACAUAUAAAAAUAUUCUUGUAACUAGUCUCUCUAAUCCUACCCAUUUUUUUUAUAUCAGAGACUUUUUUUUUUUGUAAAUGGCCUUAAUAUAUUUCAGAGACUUUUUCUUGCUAAAUAAAAAUACAUGUUUGUUGUCAUUUCUCCGAAUUCAUUAAAAAUACAAACACAUCAUGAUGAUAUAAACAAACACACAUCAUAUUCAAGGUCUGCCUUAAAUAAUUUUGAAAUAAUGGUAAAGCUAACAAUUAGGUUGGAUAUUUCAUUAAACAAGUUAAUGUCGAUUAUGCAAUAAUUCAUGUCUCCUAGUAAUUGUCACAUCGGUGAUUCGGAUGAUUCUCUAACUUAACCCAUAUGGCACUUCAAUAUAUCUCAAAAGUCAAUGAAGUAUGCAAUGGUCUUGAUUUUUGUAAAUCAUUGAGUACUGAAAAGUUAUUGCUGUAGAUAAAGAUUGAAAACUUGUAGACUUGAGCUACCAUAUUUUUGUAACUUUCUCCACUAGAUUAAUUUUUGUAACUUUCUCCACUAGAUUAAAUUUUGUAACGUUCUCCACUUUGAUUAAGCUUAAAGAUUAGAGCUUUGAAAAGAUGAUAGGAUCUCACGUUUGCCUUACGUUCUAAGUUAACGUCAAAUUUUGUUUUUCUCGUCAAUAAUUUAGAAAAUUAUAUAAAAUAAAAGAAAGAAUGAAAGAGAGAAGUUUACCAAAAAGAAUGAAAGAGAGAAGUUGGUUGAAACAGUAGUUGCAGAGACAUGGUUAGUUCUGCUGACUCUGUCAAGUCAUCUUCUCUCUCGUUUACUUUACGUUAAGAUCUCUUUCUUCCUCCAGAAAACAGAGACAUCCACUUUCCUGCAAACUCAAUUCUUUUCCCUUUCCCAUCAAAGCUAAGCUUUUCUCUAAUUUCCCAUGGAAACACACAGAAAAUAAACAGUUAGCAUCACCUAAUUCUCUUUAACAUUUUGUUUUCUCUGGAAAAUCUUCAAAAAAAUCGAAAAAACCGAGACACCCAUUUUCGAAAAGUCAUUAAUUCCCGACUCAGUUUCACUUUCUAAGGGAAACAAAACAAAAUAAUUUGGAAACUCUGUUUUUUUUUUUGGUCUAAUCAGAAACAAAUGUCUUUGAUCAAUAAAGGAGCCACCUUGGCUCUGUUUCUAGCGUUGACCAUGGUGGUGAACGGCGUUUUCGGGAGAUUCAUCGUUGAGAAGAGCAGCGUCACGAUCUUAAGCCCUUUGGCAAUGCGGUCGAAACACGACGCAGCCAUUGCUAACUUCGGCGUACCUAACUACGGUGGUUACAUGAUCGGCUCCGUCGUCUACGCCGGUCAAGGAGCUUUUGGGUGCGAUUCCUUUGACAAGACUUUCAAACCCAAGUUCCCUCGUCCUACCAUCUUAAUCAUCGAUCGUGGAGAGUGCUACUUUGCACUAAAGGUAUGGAACGGUCAAAAAUCCGGUGCAGCAGCAGUUCUAAUAGCAGAUAACGUAGACGAGUCAUUGAUAACAAUGGAUUCACCUGAAGAAUCCAAAGAAGCUGAUGACUUCAUAGAGAAACUCACCAUUCCAUCUGCUUUAAUCGACCUUUCUUUCGCAAACACCCUCAAGCAAGCUCUCAAGAAAGGAGAGGAAGUAGUCCUCAAGAUAGACUGGAGCGAGUCACUGCCUCAUCCGGAUGAGAGAGUUGAGUAUGAGCUAUGGACUAACACUAACGAUGAGUGUGGUGCGCGGUGCGAUGAGCAGAUGAAUUUUGUAAAAAACUUUAAAGGGCACGCACAGAUUCUCGAGAAAGGAGGAUACUCUUUGUUCACACCUCAUUACAUUACAUGGUUUUGUCCUAAAGAUUAUGUUUCAAGCAAUCAGUGUAAGUCUCAGUGUAUAAACCAAGGGAGGUAUUGUGCUCCUGACCCUGAACAAGACUUUGGAGAUGGAUACGAUGGGAAAGACAUUGUUUUUGAGAACUUGAGACAGCUAUGUGUUCAUAGAGUAGGGAAGGAGAUUAACAAGUCUUGGGUUUGGUGGGACUAUGUGACUGAUUUUCACAUCAGGUGUUCCAUGAAGGAGAAGAAGUAUACUAAAGAAUGUGCAGAGAGUGUUGUGGAAUCUCUAGGUUUGCCACUUGACAAGAUCAAGAAAUGUAUGGGUGAUCCUGCAGCUGAUGUGGAGAAUGAGGUUUUAAAAGGUGAGCAAGCACUUCAGGUUGGACAGGGAGACCGUGGGGAUGUCACAAUCUUGCCAACAUUGAUCAUCAACAAUGCUCAAUACCGCGGUAAACUCGAGAGUAGUUCGGUAUUAAAGGCUAUAUGUUCAGGUUUCAAGGAGAGAACCGAACCCGGGAUCUGUCUAAGUGGAGAUAUAGAAACAAAUGAAUGUCUUGAAGCAAAUGGAGGAUGUUGGCAAGACAAGAAAUCUAAUGUAACAGCUUGCAAGGACACAUUUAGGGGAAGAGUCUGUGAAUGCCCUGUUGUGAAUGGUGUGCAGUAUAAAGGAGAUGGCUAUACUUCAUGUGAACCUUAUGGACCUGCAAGAUGUUCAUUGAAUCAAGGAGGCUGCUGGUCUGAAACCAAAAAGGGCCUAACUUUCUCCGCUUGUUCGAACACGGAGACAUCUGGAUGUCGUUGCCCUUCAGGUUUCAAAGGAGAUGGUCUUAAAUGUGAAGACAUUGAUGAAUGUAAGGAGAAAUCAGCAUGUCAAUGUGAUGGAUGCAAGUGUAACAACAAAUGGGGAAGCUUCGAAUGCAAAUGCUCCGGCAAUCGUCUCUACAUGAAAGAACAAGACACUUGUAUUGAGAAAAGCGGGUCAGGAAUUGGAUGGUUCUUUACAUUUGUGAUACUAGCUGCAGUUGGAGGUAUCUGUGUAGGUGGUUACGUGUUCUACAAGUAUCGUCUCAGGUCUUAUAUGGAUUCAGAAAUCAUGGCGAUUAUGUCUCAGUACAUGCCAUUGGAGAGCCAAAACACUAGCGAUCCAAUGACUGGUGAAUCUCAACAGCUGCGACUAACUUCUGCAGCCUAAUUUUUUUCACCUUUUUUUAAUAGAGAAUUUGCUGUGUUAACCUCAAGGAAAGUCUUUGAAAAGAGCAUAAAGAAGAUAUUGUAUUUGACCCAAAAAAAAAGAAGAUAUUGUAUUUUCUUUUGUUUUUACUUUUGAUUGUUUAUCCUAAAAAAAAAAUACUUCGUUUCUGGUCAAUUUUUACAUUUUCUACUACUUUCAUUAGGGUUAUAUUUUGAAAGGGCGUCUGUAUUGUAAAUAACUGAAUGAAUUGGUUCGGACUUUUGUUAUAAAUGAGUAUGAUCUUUUCUUUUGUCAAAAA